This is a messenger RNA of Brachypodium distachyon (stiff brome), 794 nucleotides long. Its product is annotated as dirigent protein 7-like. Bases 76 to 741 code for a protein of 221 amino acids. NCBI's taxonomy places the organism in Eukaryota, Viridiplantae, Streptophyta, Magnoliopsida, Poales, Poaceae. The transcript has a single exon. The record is from RefSeq and is a predicted model, not a curated record.
GCUUCCUUCCAUCCAUCAAUCCAUUCAUGACCACAUCUAAUCACAGCUCAUAACACAACUGGAUCACUAUCAACAAUGGCGACGAGCACCGCCGCUGCUAAGCCGCACCCCCUCGCCGCCGCCGCCACCGCCAUCGCCAUCGCCAUCAUCCCCUUCACCCUCUCUGCCUUCUUCUUCGUCGCCGUCCUCGCCGACGACGCCGAGCAGAUCCUUCUCACCAUGUACAUGCACCACAUGAUGGGGCCCCCAGGCCAGAGGUCCGUGCUCAUCCUCAAGGGCUCCGGCCCCAUGAACCCCUCACUCCCACCGGAGCAAUUCUUCGGCGAGACCUACGCCUUCGACGACAAGCUCACUGACAACAAGAGCGCCUCGUCCCGGCUCGCCGGCCACGCCCAGGGCACGGCCAUGCUGUCCUCCAUGCGCCGCCCGGUCUACCUCGUCGACAUGGUCAUGCUGCUCGUCGGCGGCGAGUACGACGGCAGCACGGUGGUCGUGGAGGGGCUCCAUGAUGCCAGCAAGGAGGAGAGGGAGCUUGCUGUUGUUGGUGGCACUGGUGAGUUCAGGCUGGCGUCUGGGUAUGUGAGGUGUACCACGGCUAGGGAGGAGAAGAAGUUUAAUGUGUACGAGCUGUUUGUUAAUAUUACUAUCCCUGGGGAUGACAGCGAGCCGGAGCCACCGCCUGGGAUGCCGCCGGCGCCGGAGAAGAUGAUCCCUAUUUACAAUUUGACCCUCGCUAAUUAAUUAGUCGGUCUGUUUGUUGCUUGCAUAUAUUGCAUUGGAUUGGAAUGCAUCAU